This is a messenger RNA of Sclerotinia trifoliorum, 1463 nucleotides long. The record is from the annotation of a GenBank genome assembly. NCBI's taxonomy places the organism in Eukaryota, Fungi, Ascomycota, Leotiomycetes, Helotiales, Sclerotiniaceae.
UUGCCAGGUGAAUAAUCAAGAUACCUACUGAUUACUCGUAACGUGAAAACAAAUGCUGGGUACCGAAAUGUCAACAGAAUAACAAAACAACCCAACACUACAAAAUACCUCAAAAUACUCCCACAUCACAACACAACACAACGCAACCACAUAACCAAAAAUUCCGAAUACCUCAAGCAACAUCAACAACACCAAAGCCAUAUCAAAAUCGCGAUUGAAAGUAUGGGCAAUGAUAAACCGAGUCAUCGCCCGCGCCCUCCUCCAGCGCCUGGCUCUUUACGCGCUAUACUACUCAAAAAUUGCACCACUCGACUCUUCAUCCAUCCGUUUGAAUGGACUGCCGACCACCUCCGUGCUUUUGGCGUCGAACUUGUUACAUCUGCUAGUCUAUGGGAGCCAGUCGCAGAGGACAUUGAAUCACAGGUCGUUGGGAGCAAAACAAUAAAAAAAGCAAUAAAGGAUAUAAAUAGCAGUAAAUUGCUAUGGAGAGAUAAAGCAACUCGAAAGCUAGUGAUAGAUAUAGCAGAAGUACAAAAUCUGCAACUGGGAUGGGAAAGACUACAUUUCAUGUAUGAGAAUCAGGAUAUUGUUAAACUCCAUGACGUUUUGAUCGCCCGAGCUCAAUCUACAUCUGAGAUUGAUUCAAGACUUCCAAUCUGGGCAUACACUGAUCAUAAGAGCACAUCUGCCACACGACGGAAAUGGUAUGAUUCUAGAAAGAAACCAUGGUCUUUUGUUUUGAAGGAAAUCAAACGCAAAGCAGAGCUUCCUAUUGAUCCUGUUUACAUCGCCAUUCUGAUCGCUCUAGCCCAGCAAAGAAGGAGAUUUAUUCCACAAGGACCAACAUCGCAUCGGGUAUGCUAAUCUUUUCCAAAUAAUACAUAGCGCUAAUCAAUCAUAACAGGUCACUCUUUUCGCCCCUAUACAUGAAUCAAUAGUGAUAUCUAGUGCUCAUCCAAGAAGCACCCCAUCUUUGACAUCAGUAUUGGCCGGGAGGCAGGAGAUAAUAUCGAAGAUUGUACAAUACACGGCGGACAUUUCAACUACAUACUUGCAGAAGUUCGAGGAUCCUUACAAGUUCCAUGAUGCUAGCCUCCGCAUUGAGAGAAAGAUACUACCGAUUAAUGAAGUUUCUAUGUUCUUUCAAAGUAUACAAUCUGCCUUUAACGAUCUUGAUACGUACCCGAAAUUCCUUUCUGAGGGUUCUAUGUCGAAACGCAAAGCACUUGAGGAGUUGCAUCCCAAUACGAACGAUCAAAAGCUGGAAAGCAAGCGGAGGAAAGUUUGUAGUGUAUGAGACAGGGUAGAUAGAUCAAGAGAUUGAUAUCGCAAGGUCGAAUCAAAUCAUUAUAGCGAAUACUAGUUUUACAUCAGAAGUUAAUUAGCGAUUAAUAAUUAUUAGUAAUUUAUGCGAUGCCGAACAGAUGAAAGUAUACAGAUAUAUCGGUAUUGCACUGGCGGAA